CGAGACGUUAGAUGUUCACAUUACAUAGUAGUUUCACACGUAUAUACGCCAAGUGUUUAAUCUUUUUUCUAGCGUUUCAGUUGACAAAAUAACGUUGAAUAGAACAAAAGUGUAGCGGAUGCAAAGGAAUAAUAUUAAAAGAUAAAAUAAUAAGUUUAAAUAAAAAGGAUACACUCCACGACUGCACAGAAUAUACAACAAAAACCAACAUGACCAAUACAUCACACACGCUGGCAAAUACACCGAAACACAUACUAAAAUUAAGCAGAAAUGAAAAACUUGAGUUUUUGAAUUCUUUCGAUCGCGUCUUCUCCGACGUAGAUGGUGUCGUCUGGAAUUUACAUCACCCCAUACCGCAGGCCGAGGAGGGUUUUAAAAUACUCAUCAACGCUGGUAAGGAAGUUAGUUUCAUUAGCAACAACAGUAUACGACCAAUGAGUGAUUUUGCGCGAAAAUUUAAAGUACUCGGCAUGGAUUUCGAUGAGGAGUCAUUUAUUCAUCCUGCUAAAAGUAUUGUGCAGUAUCUCAAAAGUAUUAACUUCAAAGGACUCAUUUAUGUUAUAGCAUCCGAUGCCGUUAAGAAUCUAUUGCGAGAGGCCGGAUAUGAAUUUAUUGACGGCCCUUUGGAACCCAUUAAAGAGUCUUACACCGAGCUGGCGCGUCAUAUCUUUGGUAAGGAGCCGGUGCGUGCGGUCAUCAUUGAUGUGGACUUUAAUCUCUCCUCGACUAAACUUAUACGCGCACACAUCUUUCUACGCCAUCCCGAUUGCAUACUAAUUGAGGGCGCCACUGAUAAGCUAAUGCCAGUGGAUGUUGGCGUAGAUAUUAUCGGACCUGGUCCCUUUAGUCAGAUCAUUUCCGAUUCCACUAAAAAGCCACUAAUUACCUUGGGUAAACCAGGCAAAGCGUUGGCUGAGAUGGUUGUGCAGAGAUUUGAUAUAAAAGAUACUAAACGUGUACUGAUGAUUGGCGAUAUGUUGGAGCAGGAUGUUGGCUUUGGUCGGCAAUGUGGCUUUCAGACGCUCGUUGUGCUUACCGGUGGCACGACUAUACAAAAAUUACAAGAAGAAUGCAAUCCAGCGAAUAUACCGGACUAUUAUGCGGAUAGUAUGGCAGAUUUCGUUGAAUUUGUGGAGGAUUUGAAUAAGGCCAAGGUGUAGAAAGGUACUUAAAGGUGGUGGUCGUGAUGUGCCAGAAAAUUUGCGAAGCAUGAAAAAAAAUGUAUUGAUUUAUUUUGUUUAUUUAUGUGUGU
Molecule: messenger RNA, 1252 nt
Organism: Ceratitis capitata (Mediterranean fruit fly)
Lineage: Eukaryota; Metazoa; Arthropoda; Insecta; Diptera; Tephritidae
Product: pyridoxal phosphate phosphatase
Exons: 5
Coding region: 210-1160 (316 amino acids)
Cellular component (GO): cytoplasm
Molecular function (GO): phosphatase activity
Source: RefSeq, a predicted model, not a curated record